UUAGGCAAACCCUUUCCUUGACCGAAGCUGCUUGCUAACGAGAGAGAGACCGAGAGAGAGAUGUUCUUCCACAUAGUGUUGGAGCGCAACAUGCAGUUGCAUCCCAGAUUCUUUGGUCGGAACCUACGAGAAAAUCUCGUCUCCAAACUCAUGAAGGAUGUCGAGGGCACUUGCAGUGGCCGCCAUGGGUUUGUAGUGGCGAUAACUGGAAUAGAAAGCGUUGGAAAGGGUCUAAUUAGGGACGGGACCGGGUUUGUCACGUUUCCAGUCAAAUACCAAUGUGUUGUAUUCAGACCUUUCAAAGGCGAGAUCUUGGAAGCUGUUGUUACUUUGGUCAAUAAGAUGGGAUUCUUCGCUGAAGCUGGUCCUGUUCAAAUUUUUGUUUCCAAGCAUUUGAUUCCUGACGAUAUGGAGUUCCAGCCUGGAGACAUGCCAAAUUACACAACAUCCGAUGGAUCGGUUAAGAUUCAAAAGGAGUGUGAAGUUAGGCUGAAGAUUAUCGGAACACGAGUAGAUGCUACAGAAAUCUUUUGCGUCGGUACCAUUAAAGACGAUUUCCUGGGAGUCAUAAACGAUCCUGCUGCUGCAUAAGGAACACUCUCAGUUCGAUUGUCUCAAUGGUGAGGAGAUGAGGUCUUGUCUGAAUACAAGCAGCAAACAUUAAUCAGAACCGUGUUGAGUUCAAAACUCAUAAGCACAUAUGCUUUUGCUUGAACAUGUAAGGAUACAUAUACAGAUUGUAAAGGAACUGUACGGAACAACCCAACUGAUGGCUGCGUUUAAAUGG
This is a messenger RNA of Tarenaya hassleriana, 787 nucleotides long. RefSeq names its product DNA-directed RNA polymerase II subunit 7. Gene Ontology annotation, cellular component: RNA polymerase II, core complex; P-body. Bases 61 to 591 code for a protein of 176 amino acids. The transcript is spliced from 7 exons. Gene Ontology annotation, molecular function: single-stranded DNA binding; translation initiation factor binding; single-stranded RNA binding. The record is from RefSeq and is a predicted model, not a curated record. Lineage: Eukaryota; Viridiplantae; Streptophyta; Magnoliopsida; Brassicales; Cleomaceae. Gene Ontology annotation, biological process: DNA-templated transcription; positive regulation of nuclear-transcribed mRNA poly(A) tail shortening; transcription initiation at RNA polymerase II promoter.